Molecule: messenger RNA, 159 nt
Organism: Cylicostephanus goldi
Lineage: Eukaryota; Metazoa; Nematoda; Chromadorea; Rhabditida; Strongylidae
Source: the annotation of a GenBank genome assembly
CAACGAGUGCUUGUGAAUGGCCGUCUCCACUACACCGGUGGACAACUGGAUGAUCAAGGUGUUCGUAGCCCACGACAGACACACAUUCAUGCUGAAAAUAUACAACCGCUUGCUCGCCGUGAAAAUCCAGAUCAGUCAGACUCCUCUUAAUCUCUAGCA